Molecule: messenger RNA, 1567 nt
Organism: Sphaeramia orbicularis (orbiculate cardinalfish)
Lineage: Eukaryota; Metazoa; Chordata; Actinopteri; Kurtiformes; Apogonidae
Gene: c1qtnf5
Product: C1q and TNF related 5
Exons: 3
Coding region: 255-1007 (250 amino acids)
Molecular function (GO): protein binding
Source: RefSeq, a predicted model, not a curated record
UUAAAUAUUUCUUGCCUAUUUCUGUUGGAUUUUCAUCAAAUAUUUCUCUGGGUAUCCUCCCUGUUCCCUGUCCUCCACCGCCUGUACUCCUCUCCCACCCACCCCAGCGUCUAAUUGGGUUUCAUUACCAUUUCCUUUCACUUUUCCCCAGCCUGUCUCUAUGGUCGGGGAGAAAAAGCUUCCACUGGAUACUUUUCGGAACUUCAGCAGCUGCUUCUAAAGCCUCCACUACAUCACCCAGCAGUGACACGGCAAUGACAUCACUUAAGCUGUUAUCCUUGUUCCACUCACUUCUUGUCCUCCAAGUCCAUUUCUCCGACCAAUUAGACGACAAUAAGAUUCCUCCCAGUCUGUGUACAGGACACCCUGGUAUCCCAGGAUCCCCCGGGGUCCACGGCAGCCCUGGUCAACCAGGUAGAGAUGGGAGAGACGGGAGGGAUGCUGCUCCAGGAGAGAAGGGACAUAAGGGGGACAGAGGAGACCCAGGUGAGACAGGAGUGCGAGGCCUGAUGGGGGACAGGGGUGACCCGGGGCAGAAGGGGGAGCGUGGGCAGCCAGGAGAAUGUGCCGUCGCCCCAAAAUCCGCCUUCAGUGCCAAACUGUCUGAUGGCCACACCUUACCCCUCACUGUGGGCGACGCCGUGCACUUUGACCAGAUAAUGUUCAAUGAACAAGGUGAUUACAACCCCGAGACGGGACGCUUUGUCUGUAAAGUCCCUGGGGUCUACUACUUUGCCGUCCACGCCACAGUCUACCGCGCCAGCCUCCAGUUUGACCUGAUGAAAAACGGUCACACAGUGGCAUCUUAUUUCCAGUUCUAUGGCAACUGGCCCAAACCGGCAUCUUUGUCCGGAGGCUCUCUGCUCCACCUCGUCCCUGGGGACCAGGUGUGGGUCCAGAUGGCAAUGGGAGAGUACAAUGGACUUUACUCCAGCACCAAGACAGACAGCACCUUCACCGGCUUCCUGGUGUACUCAGACUGGAAAAACUCUGCAGUGUUUGCAUAACAUCUGCUUCUGAACAAAACAAAAGUCAGCGCUCACCUCUGGAAAUUAACCACAACUUUUUCUGUCAUUUCUUUUAUGUCUAAAUGGGAAGUUCUGGAUCAAGACAGAGUACAUUAUAGUUUUGGUUCCUGACAUCUGUGAUUAUGUAAUAGGUUAAGUCAGACAGUGUUUCUUAAAUGACACAUACCUGAGUGGUAAUGUCUAUUCAGUGUCUGUUCUUCAGCUGCAGCCUUAAAACUGCUAAUAUUUGUAACAGAUGUUAUGACAACGGCUUCCUGCCAAAUUCAGUCCACACAUUUAAAUUUCCGUGCCACUUUUGCACUUUGUAUUCAUAUCUGUGCAGCUAACAUGAACCACGAUCCGCAGUUAAAGCACUUAUGAUGAUAUAUGGUGUGUGUUUGGCCAUAAUACCCUUUAAUACACUGACAAAUAGGAUCUACAGACAACAGUUUCUAAUUCCUAAACUGAACUGUUUCUCAUAAAAUACCACAAAAAUCUGGUUCAUUACAUGGACAUUUGAGUUUUCAUGUGCCACUUUUAUCAAUAAAAUUCAACUCCAA